This is a messenger RNA of Cooperia oncophora, 369 nucleotides long. The record is from the annotation of a GenBank genome assembly. Lineage: Eukaryota; Metazoa; Nematoda; Chromadorea; Rhabditida; Trichostrongylidae.
AUGGACACUACCGUACGUGCCAAGCUUGGAAUAAUUCCAGACGAUGUGAAAUUUGGAGCCCAGUCGAACGCUGUAUUCAACAAGCAACAAGCGGAUUUCAUGAAACCCAAUUGGGAUACGGUCGAUGGACUCCUGAUGAACGGCACCAACGUCAUUGUCUACAAUGGAAAUCAAGACUUAAUAUGUGACACCAUCGGCACUGAAACGUGGAUGAACAGGUUGACAUGGCCUGGAAUGUCGUCUUAUAAAACGGCUAGGAAGACGAAGUUUAGCACAAAGUCUUUUCCUUUAGCCGGAUUCAAGAAACGAUAUGAAAACCUUUCAUUCUAUCUGCUCCUGAGAGCAGGGCACAUGGUAGGUUUACUGUGA